This is a messenger RNA of Guyanagaster necrorhizus, 1600 nucleotides long. RefSeq names its product kinase-like protein. Gene Ontology annotation, biological process: protein phosphorylation. The transcript has 2 exons. Bases 143 to 1561 code for a protein of 472 amino acids. The record is from RefSeq and is a predicted model, not a curated record. Gene Ontology annotation, molecular function: protein kinase activity; ATP binding. NCBI's taxonomy places the organism in Eukaryota, Fungi, Basidiomycota, Agaricomycetes, Agaricales, Physalacriaceae.
AGUUGUAGGAUUCUUUUAUUUUUCUCCGAUUGUCCUAAAUUUUCUUCGCGUAUGGGUCGAUUCAUUUAACGACUUGACUUCCUACUUUCAUCUUCGUUCGACUUUGACAGUCUCUCUUCGCACAUCCUACCCUUUUUUCAACAUGUCUAUCGCGCUGGACUCUUUCAAAGACUUUACCGGCACCAUCCUCGACCACGGUCGUUUUCGUCUCCUCAACUGCCUCGGCGCCGGCGCCUUUGGAAAGGUCUAUCGAACUCUGGACACAACAUCGCCUAAUAGCAAACCCGCCUUCUAUGCUGUCAAAUGCCUUCGCACCUUGGACGACCGCACUCGCGAGCACCGGUUCCAGAUCCGUGAACUCGUCAACCAUAGCUGCGUCUCUAAACAUCCCAACAUUGUUACAUUCCAUCAAGUCAUCUUCCAGGACAACUUUCACUAUGUCGUGCUGGAUCUCUGCGAAGGCGGCGAUCUCUUUGACAGGAUUAUCCGGAAAUUCUUCUACCGGCGAGACGACAGGGUACGAAAUAUCUUUCUCCAGCUCAUCGACGCCAUCGCGUUCUGUCACGAACAGAGCGUGUACCAUCGUGAUAUCAAGCCAGAAAAUAUUCUUUGUUCAACGUAUUGUUCACGGAUUUACCUCACCGACUUUGGUCUGUCGACGCAGAACGAGACCUCGACUUUCCAUGAAUGCGGAAGCAAGGAGUACAUGAGUCCUGAAUGUAUAGGGAAAGAGUUUGGUUACACGCCCAACAGACGAUACUCUACUCGGAGAAAUGAUAUCUGGUCUCUCGGUGUCGUACUCACAACGAUGGUCGCUGGGUGCCCUCCUUGGAAGAUGGCGGUGACAACCGAUUCUUCCUUCAGGUUAUAUGUUCAGGAUGGAGAUCACCUAAGACGCUCCUUGCCAGGUAUAUCUGCAGGCGCCUGUACCAUCCUCAAGAAGAUCUUCUGUCCGGAGCGUCGUCGUAUUUGCUUGGCUGAUCUUCAACGUGAAAUUACCGAACUCGAGACAUUCUUCUCUGAUGAACCUCCUUCCGAUUCCUUGUCUCGUAAUUCUCCUGUUCUCCAAUGCUCCAUCUCAUCGCUAAGCUCCACCCCUUCGAGCGAGAUUGGUGCGUUGCGUAUCGACGACUCUCUUGCGCCCGAUCUUGGGGCAAUCCAUCUUGUCGGUGCCGACGGGCUUGUUAGCACUCCAGUCGUCGUGUACUCUCAAUUGACAGGCGAUGAGCGUUGCAUAAUGUCCGCAUCGCCAUCAUUGCGGGCUACCUGUCCUGUGAUGUCCCCCAGCUCAUUUGCUUUGUCGGUGCACAGUGGUGGAUCUAUAGCGCCAGAGACUCACCCAGUUCAUGUCGAUGUCAGUAAGGUGCCAGACAUGAAAGAAGGCGAAGGUAUUGGCGAGGUGGACAUAGCUUUGGUGGUCAAAGAUGACGAGAAUGAUACUCAGCCCGCUGAUUUGGCUGACGGCACUGGUUCGCGGAAGAAACGUGUGUUCUUCCAGCGGUUUGUUCAGAAACUGGCUGCGUCUAGGAAUAGGUUGUCGAUGAUUCUUCAUUCGGCUUAAGUUAUAGGCAACAUCCUAUGCCACACGUCGAAAUCAUGC